Stegastes partitus (bicolor damselfish) is the source of this 5753-nucleotide messenger RNA. It is a transcript of the gene slx4, whose product is annotated as SLX4 structure-specific endonuclease subunit homolog (S. cerevisiae). The transcript has 13 exons. Gene Ontology annotation, cellular component: Slx1-Slx4 complex; nucleus. The record is from RefSeq and is a predicted model, not a curated record. Gene Ontology annotation, molecular function: protein binding. NCBI's taxonomy places the organism in Eukaryota, Metazoa, Chordata, Actinopteri, Pomacentridae. Gene Ontology annotation, biological process: DNA repair; DNA replication; resolution of meiotic recombination intermediates. Bases 426 to 5498 code for a protein of 1690 amino acids.
GCCAUAUAAUUACCUAAUAACGCGACUUAUAGUUUGAAAUACACGAAAGUCCCUUGGCGAGAGACUGUUGAAGCAAUGAGGUGGAAAACUAAAGCGCUAAUUCAUGAAACCUGGGGUAAGAAGAAAGUGUUAGCAUGAGCAGCUAGCUGGCCACUGCUUUUUGUCUGGCUGAUAGUUUUUACUACCAACGGACGUUUUCACAUUAUGUGUUAAUAAAUUGUCCCAAUGUGAGCCUAAUUUCCCAGAUCUUAGUUUGCAUUCAAGCUGUUGUCGUUAAAUGAUGCAGUACCCGCGCAAAACUUGCUAACAUGCAAAUUAAACAGUUGCAGAGGACAUCUUGUCUAAAGUAGCUGUCUGUGCAGGCUGAUCAUAACAGCUGGGAACAUGCUGGAUAAUCUGUUUAAUGUGAGGAAAGGCACAUCACCAUGGACGACUCGGACCAGGAUUUUGUAGAUCUCUGCUCGAAGCUGCUCAAACGAGUCCGUAAGAAACCAGGCGAGCCCAGUCAGCCAAAGAAGGCACAACAUCAGGCCUGCAGUCAAACAAGCGACAGGGACAAGAGGAGGAGGAAUACUAAAAAAGAUACCCAGUCUGCUACCCAACCUGUAAGUGCUUUAACAGAACAGCAUGUGGACAGUGGAGGGACUGGACAUGACUCAGGAGAUGCUGGGUCAUCGGUGGCGUCUCCUGCAGCAGCAGCAGCAGGGUCGAGAACUGACAGAGGCCAAAGAGCAAAAGACAAAGUACUUCUCAGAAUGCAGCAGUUCAAGAGAGUCACUCCACAAAAGAUGGUGCAUUCAGACAAGAUCCAGCCAACAAACCAGGACUGUGCUCCUUUUGCAGAGCAACAAGGUACUUCAGAGUCUGUCAGCUCUGGUUUCGACCCAGGACCCCCGGACAGUGACGAGGCUCUGGCCCUGCGGCUGCAGCAGGAGCUGGACAGGGAGGCAGCGGAGGCCCAGACGGUGGACUUGGAGGAUGGAGGCCUCUUCUUCUGUCAGAUCUGCCACAAAGACUUAUCCCACAUGACACCUGGAGGGCGCACACAGCAUCUCAACAGGUGUUUAGAUGAGAGUGAAGAGAGCGCUCCAGGACCUGCUCCAGCUCCUCCUCCACCUCCCAGCGUCCCCGACUGUCCCAUCUGUGGCAAGAAGUUCAAAUCCCAGAAGAGUCGCUCGGCCCACCUGAAACGCUGCUCCUCAGAUAUGGGCGUCUCUCCGGCUGUGCUGCUGCAGGCUGUGCAGAGACAAGCUGAGGAGAACCAGAGCGCCACCACUGCUAACACACAACAGAAUGUGGGCACGAAAAGGAAAGGUCCGUCCGAGCCGGGCCUCCCAGCGAGGAAGAAGCCCAGGAAGAAGACUGAGCCUAUGGAUGAAGAGACCAUGGUGGCUCUGGCUCUGUCCUCCUCCCUGCUGGAGCGGGAGAAGGAGCAGCAGAGAGAGAGGGAGGCCGAGAGGCAGCUACAACAAGAGACUGCUGCCUCUCACAGCUCCAUGAAUCCGCUGCUGAAGCGGAGGACAGACGUAGGUAAGGGCCGUGGAAAGAAGAGGAAGGGUGCCAUCCCUCGGCCUCCUCCGCUCCUCCUGGUUCAGGAUGCUGAGGCGGCCCUGACGAGGCUGCAGGAACGCGUUUCCUCUCUUCUUCUACGCAGCCGGGCCCCCUCGCCCCCCACCCCGACCCUCUGCCCCAGCACUCUGCCCGGCUGGAGUGGUGCUGCCCCCCUCUGGCAGAAAAGCACGCUGCAGGACGGAGGCUCCACCUGUGCGUCUGAUUUCUAUACUCCAGAGCUCAGGGAGUUCUUCACAACCCGGGAAUCAGUAACGACUAAUGCAGCCUCAUUCAGCACAACCAACAAGCCGACAGAGUCUUCUGUGGCUGAAGGAACUCCUCUCUCAGGAACCAGGGCCUCCAUCCUGCCAUCUCCAUCCAGGACAGCCUCCUGCUCUCCAGCUCUCUCCACUCCAGUGGGCAGCCAGGCUCUCCGAGACCUGAUGGAGCUGGCUGAAGACGGCAUGACCCUCACACAGUGUGGAUACACGGGCAAAGACAACCUUCGUCUGAGCGGCUUCAUCCGGGAGGAAACAGAGGAGCAGGCUGAUCUCUGUGUCAGCGGCUUCCUUCCAGAAAAGGUCGACACAAACUUGGAGGAAACCCAUAGCCGAGCGACGAGGACGACUGAUCAGCCAAGAGCAGUCAAAGAAACAGGCAGCCGCCAAUCAGCGGCGCUGUCCAGGCUGGCGUCGGACCUGAGCAGCAUGGUGAACAACCCUCAGCUCAGUGAUGUGCAGCUCCAGGUGGACAGUGGAGAGAUUUACUUUGCUCAUUCCUUCAUGGUGUACGCUCGCUGCCCCCUGCUGGCUGAAAUGGUGCAUGAAAGUGGUUUUGGAGUACAGGAGGAAGGCACGCCUGCAGCUCAGAGGGUGUUGAUUAGCGACGUCCCCGGCCAGGCGGUGUUCACUCUGCUGCAGUACCUCUACACAGCCCACUGCUCCAUCCCAGCAUCACUGCAGCCUCAUAUGCUGGAGCUGGCAUCCAGGUUUGACUUGCAGGAGCUGCAACAGCUUUGUCAGUGUCACCAAGAGGAGACGGCAGCUCUUGGAGACGAGGCAGAUUAUGUGAACCAGGAGGAGAAUAUCAACAACCAAACAGACCAGGCCUUCCUGGAGCUCCUCCGCUCCAUGUGGAACGAAGGGGAUAAAGAUGACGACGGGGCGGAUUCGGAUGAAGGAACGGACGCAGAGAGGCGUUUGGAGGAGGAACGUCAAGCCGACGAGGUCACAUCAGAUGACAGAGAGAUUUCUGAGGAACAAGUGAAUGAGGAAGAGCUGGAGGAGAUCUACGAGUUUGCCGCCACACAGAAGAAGAGGGAGGAGACAGACAGCCAGGAAGAGGAGGAGGAGAGGGAAGAUCAGGAAGAAGAUGGCGAUGCAGUGUUCACAAAACUUAAAGAACCCGAAAGAGACGUUUGUGGAAAAAACUUGCAGGCCAACUCUGAGCGUCAGCAAGACCUCAGCCUGGAUCGCAGCUACAACCGUCUCUUUUCAGUCUCAUGGGGCGUCUACGAAGAAGGAGAUCACUCCUCUGUAGCCUCCACCUCUGGUCCCACAAAGACACACCUACCUCGACCCAAACAACAAAAGUCUCCUCAUAAACCAUCAUCCAAAUUCUCUGUCAGAACUUUGCUCCAGUCCUCAGAAAGUUUAGUGGAAGAUCUUUCCCUCAGUCCUCCACCCAGUACGUCCAACCUGCCCAUCCCGGGUCUGUCCCCUGGUCCAGUGGCUGACCUGGGCGCUGAUGGAGAUAAGGGAGAAGAUGCUGCUGAACACGAUGUGCCUUUGCAGCGAGAAAGUCAAGGUCCUCAUAGUAUUUGCGUCCCUCCACCUCCUGAUUCACCUCAGAAAAAAGAGGAACCAGAGCUCAUAGUGUUGUCAGACACCAGCGAGGAGAUGGAGGUGGAUGUUGCUGUUGUUGGUUCUCGCAGUCCUUCGCCAUGUUCUCCCUGCGUUCCAAGCUACACAGAGAUCAAAUCCAAGCAGAUCUCUCCCCCUAAUCAGCCUACUUUGGGGAGAAAAGAGUCAGGCAGUCUGGAGUUAAGUCCUGGUGAUCCACUAGCAUGUUCUCCAGAGGUUUCCUGGCUGAUCCCGUCCACACCAGUCCAGACUCGAAGAAGCACCUCGAGCAGCUCCACUCAGACCAAAAGCAGCAUGUGCAGGACACAGCUGUUCCCUAAAGGUGACGCCUCCCCACCUUCAUCUUCUGUUUUCUCUUCUCCGGUUUUACCAAGCGAGAGCGCGCUUCACACCUCCAAUAGUCCAAACAAAGUUUCUCCUAAAAAAAGCAGUCAUUUUUCAGUUCCCCUGUCCGUACCUACUUCAUCUUAUUGCCUCAAACCUUCCUUAAAGCAGCACACCCCUCUCCACCUGCAGCCCCAGCCUCACAGCAGCACUCCCUUUCAUACAGACCUCCUCCAGCCUCCUGUCCCUCUCGCUGCCUCCCCGUUCCACACUGACCCUGAUGAGCAGAGGUCAGCAUCUUCAAAAAGCCCAGAGAAAACAGAAUUGGCAAGCUUUCAUCUUUCGCCUUUGUCCGACCCCUCAGGGCGACCCUCUUCUUCCUCUCACAGCGGCCUUCAAAGUUCAAAGAGACGCAGCAGGUCCUCCAGCCAAAGUCAACAUUCUGUCGAGUCCAGUGGUGGAGACAACACAGGGGUUGAGCUGACGAGGAGGGGAGUAAGAAAUGAGGAAGGAGGAAGAGACAAUAAAGACGUGGGUGGUGAAGAGCAGGAAGAAGCACAAGGAGAAACCGAAGAGGCAGAUGGUGCAGAGUCGAGUUUCCAGCAGAGUUUCUUGGACAUGGACGAGCCUCCCAUAGCUUUCAAUGACUCGUGGGGUCUGGACGCCUGUGUGGACGCCAAUCCAGGCUGCUUCAGUCUGAGGCUGGAGGACAGCGACCGAUCCAGCCCUGGGCAACGCAGCAUCCAGUCAUUGAGCAACCACAGCGUGACUAAUGCUUCUCCACCUAAAGGUCAGCAACCAUCCAGCAGCCUCCAGGUGCAUCCAGGCCCCUCCUUCACCCCCCCACCGCCUCACCACAACACACGGACCUCACCGGAGAUUGACAAAGGCCUCCUGGACUCCAAAAUAUGGGACAGCUGGGAGGACGAAGAGGAGGAAGAGGAGGUUCUUCCUCUCUCUCAGAGGGUGAACCCAUCUGCCAAGCUCAAAACCCCAGUGUCAAUAUGCAACAAAAGGCGACGCUCUUUGAUGCCCAUCACACCGAUGCCGCACUACUCUGACAUGGACACACCUGAGCUCAAAAACAAGCUCAACAGGUUCGGUGUUCGGCCUUUGCCAAAGCGCCAGAUGAUCCUCAAGCUGAAGGAGAUCCACCAGUACACCCAUCAGCUGGUCAGCUCCGACUCCGAGGAUGAGGCUCCCCCUGCAGUGCAGACGGCUCAGACGAAGCCUCCUGCCAGCAGACCCGCCUCCUGCGUCCAGUUUAAAGAACCCAGAGCACUUAGUGCCACGUCCCCCGUGAAGCAGCACAGAGAGGAGGAGGCAGAGCCGCUGUCGGCCUCUCAGGGCUCCAACACCUCUUCAACCGCAGCCAGCGAAGAAUCUGAAAGGUCCAACCCGGAGUUGUGCAUCUCCUCCGGCGGCGACUCUGACAGUGACGGCGGCAUCUCGUCCUCCCAGGCGGCGUCCCGCCUCCAGGAUCGCCUCCUGGCCGUGCGCUCCUUCAUCCUGUCUGACUCUCAGCUCUACAGUCAGAUCCUCCAGUACCAGCCUCUGGUCCUGUCCCAGCUGCAGCAGCAACUCAAGGCGGCCGGGAUCCGCCUCGGUGCCGCCAAGCUGGUGGACUACCUGGACUCUCAGUGCAUCACCUUCACCACGGCCAAGCCGGGCCACUCGGCACCGAGCCGCAGGCGGGUCAAGAGGACAAAAGCAGGUGAACGAGGGCCAAGCAGGAAAAAAGCUGUUGCGGCCAUGAUUUGAAUCUUUGACUGUCAAGGUUUUACCCGGAAACGGUUUAAGGUGGCAGGUUUUACUUCAGAGCUUGGACUGUUUGUUUGCAAAUAUCAUUGAAAUUGGAAAUUUUACAUUAUGUGGUGCGAAAGUUAAAGCAGGUUCAAAUUUAUUUAAAUAUGCCUCAUGUAUCUUUAAGACAGGUUGUAUUUUAAGUUUUAUAAGAUAUUGCAUAUGAAGCUCACUGUGAAAAUAAAACAAGAUAAAUGUUACUGUGGUCACGAA